CGACUCGCCGUACAUUUGGCGGGCAUUGUUAAAACGUAAACAGAGCAGUCUGAGAAAUGGAGGAAAGUGAAGCAGCUGCAAAAACCGAGACCGUAGAUAGCAAGGAUGUUAAAGACUCCUCUGAAACGUUGACCAAUGAUGCUACAGGAGAAGUUUCCUCAAAGUCAGGAUCAGUUUGUAAGACGUCCGAGGAGACGGAAGCGAAGUAUAUGCGGUUGAAGUUGUUCGACAAAGUGAUGCAGAAGAGCCUUGAGAGGUUCAUCCAACAUGCCAGUUUUAACAGAUUCGCCAGCACAUUUCGUCCGCUGUACAAGAAGAACCCUCAGAGGAUGGAGAGCAUCCACAAACAGUUCAUAGAGGAGUUGCAAGGGGCUAUAAAGGAUGACAUCAACAGGUUGAUUGAAGAAGGCCAGUUAGAAUUCAAACUGAAUGAACUGGACAAACUGGAGAAGACUACAAAAAACAAUCCAAAUCCUGUAUGGCGGCCAAGUGGCAUUCCUGAGCAGGACUUCUGCAGCUUUUUGAUGCCGUACUAUCAAAAACAGGAAGCCUACCUGCGACUGGAGCUGAAAAAGAUUCAGGCAGAGAACGCAGCUCUUGCGCAGAGGGUCCAGACAGGUAGAGAGAGCAUUACUCAGACUGAACAUCACAUCUCGACUGCUGUUGAAGAGUGGAAGGCAUCGGUCACAGAAUUUGAAAGGAUGGCAUCUUCUCUCUGCCCUGCUGAUGUCUUUGAUUAACUUAAUAACUACCUUUUAAUGUAAAUAUUCAUUUUGUAUACUGUCUGUUUUUCUGACCCUAAAAAUGAAAAAGUUGGAAUAAAUAAAAAA
Labrus bergylta (ballan wrasse) is the source of this 830-nucleotide messenger RNA. RefSeq names its product polyamine-modulated factor 1 (gene pmf1). Gene Ontology annotation, biological process: chromosome segregation. The record is from RefSeq and is a predicted model, not a curated record. NCBI's taxonomy places the organism in Eukaryota, Metazoa, Chordata, Actinopteri, Labriformes, Labridae. Gene Ontology annotation, cellular component: MIS12/MIND type complex.